GGAGGAGGAAUUAGACAGCGCCCUCUGUUGUUGACAGUAUCAUUCAAGAUGGCAGCGCCCUUGCUGAGACUUCUUUCUCAAGAGACAAGAUCCACUCUUUGCCAGGCGUGUCAACGAACGCUGUGGUGUCUUGAUACAUCAUCAGUAAGAUGGAAUUCCAACAGGGCUGUGAUAGCUAAGACAAAUCGGAAGGUGUACCUAAGGCAAUAUCCUACAGUAGUUGUUAACCCUGAUGGAUCCACUUUCAGGAUUAAGUAUGACGAGCCCAGGAAGAUCAUUAAGCUACCCGUUGAUGUGAACAGCUUGACCCCUGACGAGCGAAAACUUCGCCUCCAGCGUUACCAGGUGCGGAAGAAGCGAGACAUCAAAGAUGACAUUAAGGAUGACGCGGACGUAUCGGAUAAAUACAGACAUCUUUGGAAGAGGAAGUGAACUGCCUGACUGAACUAGAAUUAAACAAACUAGAACCUAAGCUACAAGAACCAAACCAUCUAGAACCAUUCUUUGCAUUGAAUCACUCAGACUCAUGGGAGACCUAGACAGAUCCAUUAGGCUCCGGCCACGACGCAUGUGUGAACAAGAAUACGCUGGGCUCUCCAAUGCCUUUCUGCACAACUCUGCCGCUCGCGCCAAGAUACGCGCACGCAUGUCGGACCUUAUCUGUUGGACCUUUGUUGCGUUGUGAUUGGUCAAUACGCAAUGGGGCGGAGCUCAGUGGAUCGGUCUAUAGGUUGCGGCCGACUGACUAGGAAACCUAAUUGUUUUAAAAAAAUGUACACAUGCUCAGAAUGAUAUUAAUUUAACCAGUUAAGGCUGGGUUAUCUUCCAUUUCUUCCCUUGGCAGGAUUUUUUACCCGGAGUAGCCAGAAUUGUUUUUCUUUUACUGGUGGCAUGAAGAAACUCCGACUUCACAUAGAGGACAGAA
Asterias rubens (European starfish) is the source of this 925-nucleotide messenger RNA. RefSeq names its product 39S ribosomal protein L55, mitochondrial-like. The transcript is spliced from 4 exons. Gene Ontology annotation, biological process: translation. Gene Ontology annotation, cellular component: mitochondrial large ribosomal subunit. Gene Ontology annotation, molecular function: structural constituent of ribosome. The record is from RefSeq and is a predicted model, not a curated record. NCBI's taxonomy places the organism in Eukaryota, Metazoa, Echinodermata, Asteroidea, Forcipulatida, Asteriidae. Bases 49 to 432 code for a protein of 127 amino acids.